Kwoniella shivajii is the source of this 1551-nucleotide messenger RNA. RefSeq lists its product as uncharacterized. The transcript has 3 exons. The record is from RefSeq and is a predicted model, not a curated record. NCBI's taxonomy places the organism in Eukaryota, Fungi, Basidiomycota, Tremellomycetes, Tremellales, Cryptococcaceae. Gene Ontology annotation, biological process: secondary metabolite biosynthetic process. The coding region runs from base 1 to 1551 and encodes 516 amino acids.
AUGGUCAUCGGAAAUAUUGAACGUUUGAGCGAUGUGACCAAGCUCUCAGCACAUGUCACUCGUGUCUUGGGUCAAAAUCCAGGAAUGAUGACAUUACAAGGAACCAAUUCAUAUCUCCUUCAACCUCCGUCCAAUCCCCACGCACCUCUAAUUUUGAUUGAUACUUCUUCUCCUCAUACUGCGACUCAAUACAUCGACUUAUUGUUCACUCACCUACACCAUCUCGCCCUUGAAUCUGGUGUCAGAGAAACCCACUUCGAAUCGGCUCAUGCUCAAGCUUCCUUGAAGAACCUACCCGAAGAUGAAGUGGACGAAAUUAAAGCUUCAAUCGUAGCUCAAAGAGCUGAAAAUCCAAGAUCUGAAGAAAUGGAGUUAUUAGAAUACGGUCCUGGAAGUAAAUGGGUUCCACCACCUACAUCACAUAAUAAUUUGGGCAAAGAAAGGAAAUUACCUUCUAUCGAACAUAUAAUCUUGACUCACAGACAUCUAGAUCAUGUAGGUGCUUUACCAUUGUUAUUGACUACAUUGAAGAAACAUGGUUGUUCUCAACCUAAAAUAUGGAAAUUCCCUUCUCCCGAUGAAACGAUCUUGGCUACAUCACCCAAUGAAAAAGAAAGAUCAACGUCAGAUUCCGAAAUUUGGAAAUCAUUACCAACUCCUCAAAACAAUAUCAAUAAAGAUAACAAGGAUAAAGAUAAAGAACCAUUCUUCCAUUCUUUUUCACUUUUUCAACCUUUUCAUCCUAUAAUUCCAGGACUGAUGAUUUCAAUCAUUGAUCCGAAUUAUAAACAUUUACUGAAACAUGAUAAAGAUGGUAAAGCGAAAUGGAAUGAAGUGCCCGAGAUAGCAAGAGUCAGUUUAAGAUGUCUCAGAACUCCAGGACAUACUCAAGAUAGUAUAAGUCUUGUGAUGUUGGAAGGUGAAAAAGGUGUUUUCACUGGUGAUACAGUUCUAGGCCAAGGUACUACCCAAUUCACAGAUUUAGCAUCUUAUGUGACUUCCCUUCGAACUCUACUCGCUCUCAAGCCCAAUGUGCUUUAUCCGGCUCAUGGGCCUCACAUCUCAAAUGCUGCAGCCUGUAAGAAGCACUUAGAGACAUACAUCUCUCAUCGACAAGAACGAGAGGAGCAAAUCAUUUGCAUCUUCAAAGACCUUUCGGAUCCAGAAACUUCUUUCGUUGAUAUCCUGAUCGAGCUGAAGAGGAUUUGUCAUACAAGAGCUGAAAAGGAAAAUAAGGCAAGAGGACCUUUGAUGGCUGACAAGAAGAAACCCGUUCCAAUGCCUGAUUUCGAAGAGGAAAAACUAUCACUCGAGAAAGCAGAAAAGGAAGGCAACAGAGGCAAAUCAAUCCCCAUGAGCGUACUCUGUAGACUCAUUUAUAAAUCCGAGGAUGAGAAAUUACUCUUUGCAGCUGCCAAAAGUGUUGGGGCUCAUUUAGUCAAACUUGGAAAGGAAGGAAAAGUAAAGAAGGGUAUUGCGAAAUGGGCCAAAUUGGUCGAAAAAGAAGUUGGGGAUUUGGGGAACAUGGAGACAUGGGAGUAUGUGGGAUAG